AUGAGGCUUCCCCGACUCUGGAUAGCCCCCAGGAGAGGUCACCUGGUGUGGCCGAUCUUGCUGGUUCUGCUGCUGAUCGGGGUGGUGCUCAUGGCUCUCACGCCUUCUGCAGAGGAACAUCAAGCUGCGCACUUUGCUAAAUUUCAGCGGCGACAACAGAGCGACACGGAACGUUCAGAAAAUCACAAUCAGCCCAGCGUGGAAGAAGAAUCCAGGUUCACCAUCAUUAUGCAAACCUACAACCGCACAGAUAUUCUGCUAAAACUCCUCAAUCACUGCCAAGCCAUGCCUCAUUUGCAUAAAAUCAUUAUAGUUUGGAACAACAUAGGAAAGCCUCCACCCCAAAAAUUAUGGGACUCUUUGGGACCUCACCCUAUUCCUAUUAUUUUCAAACCACAAAACAAUAACCUGAUGCGCAACAGACUACAGCCUUUUCCUGAGAUCGAGACUGAUGCUGUGUUGAUGUUGGAUGAUGACACAUUGGUCAGUGUUCCAGAUGUCACUUUUGCCUUCUCAGUCUGGAAGAGAUUUCAAGACCAGAUCGUUGGGUUUGUCCCCCGAAAGCAUGUGGUCACAGACAAAAGAAUCUACAGUUAUGGAAGUUUUGAGUUACAGAACCCAGAAAUCUCUGGAGGUGACCACUACUCCAUGGUGUUGAUUGGUGCUGCAUUCUUCCACCGUCGAUAUCUGCAGCUCUUUGAGAAACAGGAUAAGGCGGUGCUUGCGUUGGUGGACGAAACACAAAACUGUGAUGACAUUUCUUUGUCAAACCGGUCGACAUGCGCAAUCUGGAAAAGGAUGCAAGAAGCGGAUAUCAAGGAAUGUGGCAUCGACCAGAGCAUCUACUUCAGCGAUCUUACUGUCUGA
Molecule: messenger RNA, 867 nt
Organism: Knipowitschia caucasica
Lineage: Eukaryota; Metazoa; Chordata; Actinopteri; Gobiiformes; Gobiidae
Source: the annotation of a GenBank genome assembly